AGAUUUCAAGGUCACAGCUAUCGCUUCCUUGGGACAUCUGAAGUGGAUCCAGAUUCUGAACCUGACUCUGCCCGUUCACGUCAUGAUGAUUUCAAUUUUGGUGAAGUUUUUGUGCAUCAAAUGAUACAUUCCAUCGAGUUCGUUCUUGGGGCUGUAUCAAAUACGGCAUCAUACCUUCGACUUUGGGCCUUGAGCUUGGCACAUUCUGAGCUAUCAACAGUCUUCUACGAGAAGUUGCUCUUGCUUGCAUGGGGGUAUGAUAGUCUGAUCGUGAGAUCAGUGGGGCUUAUAGUUUUUGCCUUUGCUACUGCCUUUAUAUUGCUUGGGAUGGAAUCAUUAAGUGCCUUUCUUCAUGCAUUGCGUCUACACUGGGUUGAGUUUAUGAACAAGUUCUACCACGGGGAUGGCUACAAAUUCAAACCAUUUUCAUUUGCUCUGCUAGAAGACGACGAAGACUGAUAUACAUACCGAAUUCGGCACGUUGAAGAGAUUAAACUUGCUCUUGAAAAUUUUGGAGCACAGUUGUGGAACUUCGUGAGAAGGAUAGGUUUUCCCCAAUACACAGCAUUUUGUCACACCACCAGACUUCUUCCCAAGCACCUGCAGUCGUUGGUUGAGGCUGUCAGACGAGGGGAAGGAGAUUUUGUAAUUUUACGGUAAUAUUGUAGAGGGCAGGCUUGUCGUACAGUGCCUCCUGUGGAGAGGCAGAUUAUAGUAGCUAACGAAAAGAUAGAAAUGUAGAUUUGAUCAGUCUACUUUUAGCUGUCACAUUUUGUCACUUACUAGAGGAGAAAAAAUGGCACAUCAUCAUUACUGUGUCCCACUGUAAGGCAUGAGAUUCAUCAACUAUAAUAUCUGUUUAUUGAAAUAAUCAUGUGAAGUAUUCUUUU
Molecule: messenger RNA, 890 nt
Organism: Lolium rigidum
Lineage: Eukaryota; Viridiplantae; Streptophyta; Magnoliopsida; Poales; Poaceae
Product: V-type proton ATPase subunit a1-like
Biological process (GO): proton transmembrane transport; vacuolar acidification
Cellular component (GO): vacuolar proton-transporting V-type ATPase complex; proton-transporting V-type ATPase, V0 domain
Molecular function (GO): ATPase binding; proton-transporting ATPase activity, rotational mechanism
Source: RefSeq, a predicted model, not a curated record